AUGAGAUUGUCGCCUCAAAUCGUGGGCGAUGCCCCCAAAGUGCUCACUCCCGAAGGCGAGCUUGCCCUAAUAUUGAGGCUGCUCCAGCUCACCGACCUCGAGGAUAUCGGCGUCACCCGAGACCAGUACGACGUCAUCGACCUCACGUCAAAUUUGGUACUGGUGGUGGACAAUUUCCCCCCUCACUUCCGCCGGCUAUCGACGUUGUUGCUUGCCAAUAACCCCAUCGUUGAGAUUGCAAAUAACCAGCACUUCCCCAGCAUCCACCUGCUUCUGCUAGCCAAUACCAAGCUCACGUCGCUUAAGCUGUUACACAAUAAGUUCCCUAAUCUCCAGUACCUCGUGCUUUCCGGGAGCCCUAUCCCUCCGAGUUACCACCUUCUUGCGGUAUGGAUGUUUCCCACAUUAAAGUACCUUGACCAUAAUCCCGUGACGGCCAAACAGCGAGCUGAGGCCCUUGAGAAGUAUGGCGACCCUGAAAACCCGAAACCAACCGUAUACCAAGAUCUAAAUGCCGUGGUUGACCAUAUCCCUGAAACUAGUGGCUCUACGGGAGUGGCGCGAGCGGUGGUGAAAAAGCUUACUCCCGCCGAGAGGAAACUACUUUUGGCACGGCUUCUGCUGGCAGAUACCAUUGAUGAAAUUGAUGCCAUUGAAGCAGCAUUAUAUCAAGGGUCGGUGGAUGCUGGCGAUGAGGCGGCGUGA
Messenger RNA from Diutina rugosa, 705 nucleotides. RefSeq names its product U2 snRNP complex subunit (gene LEA1). The coding region runs from base 1 to 705 and encodes 234 amino acids. Gene Ontology annotation, biological process: mRNA splicing, via spliceosome. The record is from RefSeq and is a predicted model, not a curated record. Gene Ontology annotation, cellular component: U2 snRNP. Gene Ontology annotation, molecular function: U2 snRNA binding. Lineage: Eukaryota; Fungi; Ascomycota; Pichiomycetes; Serinales; Debaryomycetaceae. The transcript has a single exon.